ACCUGCCAAGAGAAUCCUGGGGAGGGAAGUUUUCUUCCCCAAAUGGCUUGCCCGAGAGGGAGUGGGCAGGUUUUUCUCUGAAUGUUGACCCAUGUCAAUAUGUUACUGGGGCCAGAAAAUACAGACACUUAAAUUUAAGAAAAGAAAGCGGCUGGUCCUUAGGUCCACACCUCUCAUGAUCUCCAAGUAAACAAAGCCAGUGGAAGAUCGGUUUGUGCAAUCACCCCAGGCCUUCAACAGCGAUUAUCACCGGGUAGAGAGGGAAAGGAUACUGGGAAGGGGGGGCCCGGAGCUCUUUUUCUACUAACCGUCCCCCCACUAUCCUAACUCCCCCUGAUUCUUCCUGAUUCUUCCUCCCUCUCUGCACCCACAGCAGAUGCUACCAGGUGACCACAAGCUCCCAGGGGAUACCGAUGCUGCUGGUUCAGGGACCACGCUCGGCGGACCACUCCUUCAGAGCACGAGGUCGUCCCGCAGUCCCUGUUUCCCGGGGCUGUGGCCGUGAGGGCUGGAGGGAAUCCACUAGAGGCAGAGGUGCCCGUCAAGUGGGUACCAGCCACGCCGAUGCCUGGGUCUUCCUUGAGGAGGGAUGGAAGGCGAGGACCGUGGGCCAGGCUUCCAGUUGACUCGGCCCGCAGUGCUCCCUGGAGCUGGACUGGGCUCCCCCUGGCUCAAGCGCCCUCCCGACCACUUAGGAGGAGGACAGAAGGGGAGCCCACAACACACAUGCAGGCCUGGAGCCCAGGGGCCACCUGGACCAUCACAGAACUGCCGGCGAUCAGGACUCCUGGGAGGGGUCACAGCCUGGGCUUGGGGAUCAAGGAGCCACCGGGUCAAGAGGAGCCGUGCAAAUCGCGAGGUGGUCUGGCCUUUCUCCUAAAGAUCUGCAGGCUGCAGCGGGGACCAGAGACACCCGUUGGAGCCCCUCUGAGCCAUUGGGUUCUCUGGGGCCGGCAGCCUCCCUGCACAGACAGGGGGGGAGCCAGUCGGCAGAAAGACUUAGGGAACCGAGCUCCAGCCGAGCUAAGUUUGCAGAACCACGUCUGUGCGGAAAAACAACCACCUCACUUUCCACUCUGCUGCUGAGACGACCACAUCCUCUUCACACGUACCCCGGGCUCCCAUGGAGAGCUCAGAUGCUGAGCUGGAUCUCCAACGGAGUGUGCAGGCCGUGCUCCGGGAGCUCGGCGCCCAGGCCCCGGCCCUGCAGAGCAACCAAGGCAUGUGGAGAUGGUCCCUGCAUAAGAAGUUGGAGCGAGAUCCUGGAAAGAGUCCGGCUCUGGUCCGCAUUCUGCUCAGAGAACUGGAGAAGGCAGAGAGCGAGGACAUCCGGCAUGCGAUCAUCCCCUUGCUGCACACGCUAAUGUAUGUGCUCACUAAGGCCACGGGCAUCACGGAGGAGCUCUACCGGAGAACCUACACCUUUUGCACAAGGUUGCUAACCCUGCCCGCCCCCUACUGCACGGUCGCCUUGGACUGCGCCAUAAGGCUGAAAACGGAGACCGCUGUCCCAGGGACACUGUACCAAAGGCUGGUCAUUGCUGAGCAGAACCUGACGAGUGAGCUGUACCCCUACCAGGAGAGAGCAUUCCUCUUCGUGGACCCCGAGCUGGUGUCCCCGUCCGUGUGCAGCGCGCUGCUGCUGGAGCUCGAGGCGGCGCAGGUGCAGCAGACGCCCGAGGCCUGCAUGCGCCACGUGGUCGCCCACGCCCUGCAGGCCGCCCUGGGGGACGCCUGCCACGCAGGCGCUCUGCAGAGGAAGCUGCAGGCCAGCCCUCGCCAGGCCCUGGAGCGCUAUUUCCACGCCGUGGUGGCAGCCGUGGAGCAGAUGGCCAGCGAGCCCAGCCCGAGCCGGGAGGGACACCUGGAGAGGCUGGAAGAGAUUUACUGCUCGCUGCUGGGGCCGGCGGCGGCCGCCAGGGGGCGCUGCGGCGGUGACCCCCUGCAGUCCCCGCAGCCAAACAUCCCUCUGCCCAGCCCCCACAUCACCUUCCACCUGUGGACGGAUGAAGAACAGCUCUGGAAGGAACUGGUGCUCUUCCUGCGCCCGCGAUCCCAGCUGUGCCUCAGCGCUGAUUUGGAGGCCUUGGAUCUGCAGGGCCUCUGGCCGGACCGGGAGCUGGCCCGGGUGUCCAUGCUGUCCACCGACAGCGGCAUCGAGCGGGACCUUCCUCCGGGGGCUGACGAGCUGCCCCUACCCGGCAGCCCCGAGAUGGAGCGCGCCAGGCUGCAGCGCAAAGGCGGCGUCAAGAAGCGGGUGCGGCUCCCGGACGUCUUGAUGCCCGCGUGCUGGGACGGGCCCCCGGGUCUACACCGCAGGACGGGCAGGCCCAGUGGGGACGGGGAGCUACUGCCUGGUGUGUCGCGGCUUCACACGGCCAGGGUGCUGGUGCUGGGGGACGACAGGAUGCUGGGGCGCCUGGCCCAGGCCUACCACAGCCUCAGGAAACGAGAGACCCGGAAGUGCUGCCUCACCCCCAGGCUCAGUCUACAGCUGUACUACAUCCCCGUGCUGGCACCCGAGAAACCGGCAUCAUGCAGACAUUCGGAGCUCAGAGAGCUGGCCACAUUCCUGGGCCGCGCAGACCCGUGGUAUGAGAGCACCGUGAACACACUGUGCCCGGCCAUCCACAAGCUGGCAGAGAUGCCUCCCUCCCUGGACACAUCCCGGACCGUGGACCCCUUCAUCCUGGAUGUCAUCACCUACUACCUUCGCAUGGGCACCCAACCCAUCUACUUCCAGAUCUACACAGUCAAGAUCUUCAGGGACCUGAGCCAACACCCUGCAGAGGACAUUUUUCUCACUGAGCUCAAGGUGAAGAUUCAAGACACCAAGCCCCCCAAAGAUGGCUUUUCACCCAGGAGGAGGGGCGCAGCCGAGGGCCCAGGGGCUGAGCUCAACAUUUGCUACCAGAAGGCCUUACUCAGCCACCGGGCCCAAGAGGUCGCCGUUUCCCUGCGGGCCACUGGGCUGGUCCUGAAGACCUUUGCAGCCAGUGACACUGAAGUUUCUGGGCCCGCCCCCGCCCCGCCACCUGCUGUUCCCGUGACAGACCACACGUGCCUGAAUGUCAGCGUGACGGAGGUCAUCAAGUCCUCCAACUUGGCGGGAAGGUCCUUCUCUAUGGUGACAAACACCUUCCGGACGGCCAACAUCCAGAUCCAGAGCCAGGACCAGAGGCUCCUGACGCUGCUCCUGGACAAGGACAGUCGGCGAACGUUCAAGGACGUGGUCAGAUUCGAGGUCUCUCCCUGCCCAGAGCCAUGUUCCGGGGCCCACAAGUCCGAGACGUCACAGCUCGGUUCACACGGGCAGGAGGUGGAAGGGACCAAAGCCAAGCCCAAGCCCCUUCUAAUGCCCAUCAACACGUUCUCCGGCAUCGUCCAGUGAGCCCGCAGGGGCAGCAGAAGCGCCGAGUCUGAGAGCCCAGGCCCAAGAGUACGGAUACACUACCCCACCAGCCUCCAAACACUCACACCGGCCGCCGGAACGAGGCCUGGCUGCCCUGGGUGGCUUCUGGCUGUGAGUAGGAGCCAGCGAGUGACCGGAGCAUAAGGCGCUUACUGGGCCGUGGCAGGUGAUGGAGCAGGGCCCACACACAGGCCCCAGGAAGGUCCCAGCAAAGCUGCACACACGCAAGCAAGACCCGGCUCCGUGCACAAAUGUCCACGCCUCCACUGAUCUUCAAUUCCCACUUGUGUGGCUCAAGAUCCCCCCUCGGCCCUUAAACCGCCCCCAGUGAGAGAUGCUACGUCGGCCAGGGCCCUGUGGCCUGGGGGGGGAGAGUGGGGGAUGGGAAGCAGGCAAAGAUAAUUGCAGCCUCUCCCUUCCGAGAGUCUGUUCCUUUUCUUCCUUCCAGCCACCUCCUCAUCCUGCAUUCCCAGGCAGGUGUCUCUCCCAAGUGAGAGGAAAUCGUCAGUUCCAAUAAACACACUAAAGUA
This is a messenger RNA of Neofelis nebulosa (Clouded leopard), 3942 nucleotides long. It is a transcript of the gene PIK3R6, whose product is annotated as phosphoinositide-3-kinase regulatory subunit 6. Gene Ontology annotation, biological process: G protein-coupled receptor signaling pathway; positive regulation of MAP kinase activity. The record is from RefSeq and is a predicted model, not a curated record. NCBI's taxonomy places the organism in Eukaryota, Metazoa, Chordata, Mammalia, Carnivora, Felidae. Gene Ontology annotation, cellular component: phosphatidylinositol 3-kinase complex, class IB. The transcript has 22 exons. Gene Ontology annotation, molecular function: 1-phosphatidylinositol-3-kinase regulator activity. The coding region runs from base 1124 to 3391 and encodes 755 amino acids.